Messenger RNA from Vigna radiata var. radiata (mung bean), 3149 nucleotides. RefSeq names its product G-type lectin S-receptor-like serine/threonine-protein kinase At4g27290. Bases 555 to 3053 code for a protein of 832 amino acids. Gene Ontology annotation, biological process: recognition of pollen; protein phosphorylation. The record is from RefSeq and is a predicted model, not a curated record. Lineage: Eukaryota; Viridiplantae; Streptophyta; Magnoliopsida; Fabales; Fabaceae. The transcript is spliced from 7 exons. Gene Ontology annotation, molecular function: protein serine/threonine kinase activity; ATP binding.
UCUCUUUGAGAUAGGGACUUUGACUAUGGAGUCAUAAGACUUUUCGUUAAAGCAGUGUUUCAAAGGAAACUGCCCUUUGCAAAUUGUUGAUUCAGAAUUUCUUACACUUCUGUUCUCCAAUAAUGUGUCUGUUAGUGUUCAACGUUGUUUCAAAGAAACUGCACCAGCUUCUUCAAGUCUACUGCUUCCUACUUGUAUAAUUUUUCCCAACCACCCUUAACAAACCACCACUUCGUGAUUUCACUAUGAAAGUAACAUAAUGUAUUCUUUUUCCACAACCAACCUCUAAGGUCGCAUUUAUUAUUACUCAAUCAAUUCUAUUUAUUUGUGGAAUGAAAAUCACAUGAAGAAGUAACAUUUUCCAUCCAGAUACUGUGAUGCAUCAUGGUCAUUUCUGUGUUCACAUUUCACUUCAAUUCAGUUUUUUCAUAGGGUGCCAAUAACAUCGUUGCAAAAGCCUAAGCAAUUUACAAUCCAGGUUGUUUAUUCCUUUGGUUUAUCAAUCACUGUAUAUUUAUGUAGCUGAAGAGCAUAGUUCUUGAGAUGUUACAAACAUGAAGAAUCUAAUGUCUUUAAUGAGAAUCAUUUUUCUGUGUUAUCAUAUGCUUCUAUGUCUUUGUGAAAUUUCCUUGGCACUUGACUCCAUUUCUCAAGACCUGUCUCUAAGUGAUGAUGUUGAUAACACCACCUUGGUUUCCAAAGAUGGAACCUUCGAACUUGGAUUCUUCACCCCAGGAAAUUCCCAGAAACGUUACCUGGGGAUUUGGUACAGGAAAAUCCCUAUUCAAACUGUGGUUUGGGUUGCAAACAGGCUCGAUCCGAUCAAUGACUCAUCUGGCAUCUUGAGGAUGAACACCAGCAGUGGGAACCUUGUCCUCACACAGGAUGACAAAGUUGUUUGGACUACAACCUCUUCCAAAAGAGCAGAAAGCCCAGUAGCCCUUCUCUUAGAUUCUGGUAAUCUUGUGAUAAGAGAUGAGAAAGAUUCAAACAUUGAGGCCUACUUGUGGCAGAGCUUUGACUACCCCACUGAUACCUUCUUACCAGAAAUGAAGUUUGGUUGGGACUUGAGAACUGGUAUCAAUAGGAAGAUAACAGCUUGGAAGAGUCCUGAUGAUCCAUCUCCCAGUGACUUCUCUUUUGGUAUGGUGCUCAACAACUAUCCUGAAGCAUACAUGAUGAAGGGUAACCAAAAGUUCUACCGAAGUGGGCCAUGGAAUGGUUUGCAUUCAAGUGGUUCACCACAUGUUAGGGCCAACCCCAUUUAUGACUUCAGGUUUGUUUUCAACGAAGCUGAAGUUUACUACACAUAUAGCCUUAAGAACUCCUCUGUGAUCUCGAGGUUGGUGCUGAAUGCAACAAGCUACGUUCGUAGACGGUAUGUCUGGAUUGAAUCAAAGCAAAUAUGGGAGGUCUACACUUCAGUGCCACUGGACUUAUGUGACAGUUAUUCCCUUUGUGGAGCUAAUGCAAAUUGUGUUAUAUCAGAUUCACCUGUGUGCCAAUGUUUGGAAGGGUUCAAGCCUAAGUACCCUCAAGCAUGGAACUCAAUGGAUUGGUCUCAUGGAUGUGUCCGCAAUAAGGAAUUAAGCUGUGAGAACAAACACAAGGAUGAAUUUAUCAAACUGCCUGAGAUGAAAACGCCUGACACUACACAUAGUUGGCUAGAUCAGACAAUUGGGCUAGAGGAAUGCAAAGCCAAGUGCUUGGAUAACUGUUCUUGUAUGGCUUAUGCAAAUUCAGAUAUCAGUGGACAAGGAAGUGGUUGUGCCAUGUGGUUUGGUGAUCUCAUUGAUAUGAGACAGUUUUCAGAUGGAGGCCAGGAAGUAUAUGUUCGAGUGGAUGCUUCAGAAUUAGAACACACCAGCAAGAGCCACAAGAAGGGAAGAGUCUUGGCUGCAGUGACAGUUUCUUUUGCCGUGGCAACAGUUUCUGGUAUUCUAGUAAUACUUGGCUUGUGUUAUAGAAAGAAAUCACGCGCCAAUGUGAAAGAGAGAUCAGACUUCAGUAUCAAAUCAUAUCAAAACAGUGCAAUGGAAGUGGGUGAUAUGGACCUACCAGUUUUUGACUUGUCAACUAUAGCCAAAGCCACUAACAACUUUACACUCAAGAACAAAAUUGGAGAAGGUGGUUUUGGAUCUGUAUACAGGGGAACACUAGCAGAUGGACAGGAAAUUGCUGUGAAGAGGCUUUCAGAAAGUUCAGGACAAGGAUUGACUGAAUUCAAGAACGAAGUAAAAUUGAUUGCAAAACUCCAACACCGGAAUCUUGUAAAGCUUCUUGGAUGUUGCCUUGAAGGAGAGGAAAAAAUGUUGGUUUAUGAGUACAUGAUAAAUGGCAGCCUGAACUCAUUUAUUUUUGAUCAGGAAAAGAGUGAGUUACUAGACUGGUCAAAGCGCUUCAACAUUAUAUGUGGAAUUACUAAGGGCCUUCUCUACCUUCAUCAGGAUUCCAGGCUAAGGAUUAUUCAUAGAGAUCUCAAAGCAAGUAAUGUAUUACUUGAUAAUGAGUUGAACCCCAAAAUUUCAGAUUUUGGCAUGGCUAGAAUAUUUGGUGGAGAUCAGAAAGAAGGAAACACUGGGAGAAUAGUUGGUACUUAUGGCUACAUGGCACCAGAAUAUGCAACUGAUGGGCUAUUUUCAGUGAAAUCUGAUGUUUUCAGCUUUGGAGUUUUAUUGAUGGAGAUUAUAUCUGGGAAGAGAAGCAGAGGGUAUUACAAUCAGAACCACACGCAAAAUCUCAUAGGCCAUGCAUGGGAACUCUGGAAAAAAGGAAGACCACUAGAACUGUUUGAUAAAAGCAUAGAAAAAUCCAUUUUUCAAUCACAGAUAUUGCGUUGCAUUCAUGUUAGUCUCUUGUGUGUUCAACAGAAUCCAGAUGAUAGGCCUGGAAUGUCUAGUGUGCUCUUAAUGUUAGUGAGUGAGGUUGAAUUGCCUGAGCCAAAGCAACCAGGAUUCUUUGGUAAAUAUUCAGGUGAAGGAGACUCUUCUACAAGCAAGCAGCAACAAAGUUCAACAAACGAAAUAACCAUUACCUUAUUAGAAGCCCGUUGAUAAUAUUUGUUAGUCACAUUCAUCAUCUAACUUGUAUAGAUACAUAACAUUUUGUAUCAUUAGAAAUUAAGUCUAGGUCAUGGACUAUAUUCACUC